This is a messenger RNA of Candoia aspera, 7283 nucleotides long. It is a transcript of the gene IFRD2, whose product is annotated as interferon related developmental regulator 2. The record is from RefSeq and is a predicted model, not a curated record. The coding region runs from base 173 to 1486 and encodes 437 amino acids. The transcript is spliced from 12 exons. NCBI's taxonomy places the organism in Eukaryota, Metazoa, Chordata, Lepidosauria, Squamata, Candoiidae.
CACCGGCACUCGCUUGGCGGGGGAAGAGAGCGAGUGAUCAAUCAAGGAAAGGAAGAUGGUGGUGGAGCAGGCGGCGUGGCUCCCCUGUGAGGCAGCGACCGUACCCGUCGAUCUACAACACAGAGACGCAGCCCGGUCCGAAACCGUCUCCUGAUAACCGCACGAUUUAGCCAUGCCCCGAUCACGACGGGGCGAAGGAUCCCGCCGAGGCGGCCGAGGUGCUCGUAGCAACCCCAAGAUGGAGUCUCCAGCAAGUGACGAUGAAGCAGCUAGUGAAGUGCUCAGUCAUUACAGCAGUGCCAGUGAAAGUGCCAGUAUAGCUGAGGAAAUGACAGGAGGUGAAGCAGUAGAUGAGCAAGCACAGCAAGAGGAGAUGGAAGAUAAAUUGAAAGAAUGCAUUGACAAUGUGAUGGACAAAAGUGCCAAGACACGGCAGGUUGCCCUUGAGAGCCUGCGGCUAGCCUUCUCCUCCAAGACGCUCUUUGACUUCCUGUUGGAACGCAGGUUCACCCUCACAGAUUCCUUAGAGAAGUGCCUGAAGAAAGGUAAAGGGGAGGAGCAGGCCCUUGCUGCUACCGUACUUACACUACUGUGCCUUCAGAUGGGCUCGGGGCCAGAAGGGGAGGAGGUCUUCCACAGCCUGAAGCCGCUCCUCAUCACCAUCCUGACUGACACGUCAGCCAGCCCUGUUGCUCGGCAGAGCUGUGCGACUGCUCUCGGGAUGUGCUGCUAUAUUGCUGCUGCGGAUAUGGAGGACCUGGUAUCCUGUCUGGCCUGCCUGGAAGGUAUCUUUGGCACUUCAUGCAGCAAGGAUGCCAGUUUGGCACCCUCCCAACACAGUCCUCUGCUCCGGAUAUUGCAUUGCAAUGCGCUCCAGUCUUGGUCGCUGCUUCUCACCAUCUGUCCAAGCACCCAGAUCAAGAAGAUCCUGGACAACCAUUUACCUAAGCUGCCUUUGAUGCUCUCCAGUGAUAAUGUCAACCUGCGGAUUGUGGCAGGUGAAACAAUUGCACUGCUGUUUGAGCUGGCCCGGGACAUAGAGGAGGAUUUCUUUUACGAGGACGCUGACCUGCUGUGCACCAAACUAAAAGCCUUGGCCACUGACAGCAACAAGUACCGAGCCAAAACAGACCGACGCAAGCAACGAUCCAUCUUCCGCGAUGUCCUGCAUUACAUUGAGAAUGGGGAGUGCCAUGAGGAGACCAUCAAGUUUGGACUGGAGUGCAUGUAUGUUGACAGCUGGGCAAGGAGAAGAACGUACAAUGCCUUCAAAGAGGCCCUUGGUUCUGGUGUCAGGCACCACCUGCAGAACAAUGAGUUGUUACGGGAGACAUUUGAGCUGGGACCGCCACUAGUGCUGGAUGCAGCAACUGUUAAAGCCAGUAAGAUCUCACGCUUUGAGAAGCACCUGUAUAAUUCUGCUGCCUUCAAAGCCCGAACGAAAGCAAGGAGCCGUGUUCGAGAUAAGCGAGCUGAUGUCCUCUGAGGGCUGGUCUCCUUCUCCUCUUCCUGCCUUCCAUAGAAGCCAAUGAACUACAACCGACCUGGACCACUGUGAACCUUGCAAGGGUGGAGAGAUCCUGAGGCAGAAGCCCUCCCAUGGCCUCAGCCCAUUGAAAAAGUGGGCUUGUGCCCUGUCCCCCUCAACACCCCCACCUUUCUUUGGGGGCUUUUAUAUAUGUACAGAAUAAUAUUUAAAUGUCUUGGAUGUUUGAAUUAUGGUGGGAUGACAAUGGGCAGGUGCCAUUUUUAUUUUUUUAACCAAAAAUUUAAGCGAGGUUGGGUGGUGGAGAGAUUUUUUUCUCACCCCUGCUGCUUUUUUUAAGCCAGUGAUUUUUUUACCCCUUUUCCCCCUAUCUCCGUCACUGAAUGUAUUAAUCAAAGACUGAAUCUUCUCCCUUCGCCUCCUGCAGUUGUGAACUUUCCCAGUGAUGAACUUGGUUCGGAAGGUGGUUUUAGGAUAAGGCUAUCAACGGCAGGGUCCAGGGUGGAGGCUGUGAAAGGACCAGUUUGAGGUUGGGUGCCUUGGGUUUUUCCCCUCUGGUGUUGAAGGUAUUUUGCUGUGAGAUGGAUGAAAUGUACUUUUAGAGAUCAGUGUCGAUGAUUAAAAGUAAGGCUUGAUAGCAUGCGAAGAAGGUUAUACCUCUUCUCUACUGAUGCAGUUGCUUAUCAUUGUUGGCUAUGCUCUCAUAUCCUCUUUAUCGCCACCUGUCGUUCUGUUCUCACUCUUUGAGGUUCAGCUUUGCUUCUUGCUUACUGAGCUUUAUUUUUUUUUUAUGGGAAACUACUCUACUUCAGUGACAAAAGGAGAAGCCAAUCAAAGCUGUGCCUCAGGCUGAAAAAAGGUCCUUUCCUUGUGUUUGGAUUCUUUGGUAGGCCUGAGCAUUCUUCUUUUUCUCCACACAGGGAGAAUUGACCCUACUGUGAGGAAGUUCUCUGGUUUGUUGUCUGGUAAAAAGAGCAGCAGGUUUUUGAUGCCACUAUUGAUUUAAUUUUGCCUUUACUAUUCAUUUUGCAGUGGGAGAAAGUCAUUGUGCCGUGGCAGUGGUGCCUCACCUUGUGACUACUUCGUUUUGGCUAACUUGCCUCUUUGAUUUUUGCCAGCCUGCUUUUGCAGAUGUAACAACUCAAUGCUCAAACAUUAGGCUAGGCAACCUUUCUGAGGCAGGGGCACAUUUGUAAUUUUGUGUGUAUGUGAUGUACAUGCUGACAAAAAUGGCUACUAUAGGACACUAGUCUGUUUACAAAAUGGCUGCAUUGGUUGGCAUGAUCAGUCACCCAAACUUAUUUGCCCAAAAGUGAACUUUCCUACUCAAAGUGUUCUCUGCCACCUCAGUGGGUCCUUUGUGCAGUCCACACGUUGUCCUAUAUCUAGAGCUUUGUUCUACGGCAUCCCAGCUUUCUAUUUUUAAAAUAUGCUUUUAAAUAACAUGAAGUGGAACAGGAAGCUUUAUGGGUGCUAAAGGGGAUGUCUGAUGCACACUUACACGCCCACACAUCCAGUUCUGUAUCCCAAAUCAGUUCCAGUUCGGCACCCUAUCCCAGCUGAAAUCAUUGUUCUAAGGCAAAACUGACUUAGUAGAGAUACACUCACGUAUCUUUUUAGGAAGCACGGAGUUUGCACACAGUCUGCACAUAUAUAUCCAGCGUACUAAACCUUCAUAUUCCGCAGAAACCUUUGUUGAUAAGAAUGCAAAGGUAGCAGUCACUUAGUGGUAAGCCAAGCCAAGUUAAUAAGAUUCUCUUUCCCAGAAAAUCUGUUUGGAUUUUUGUCUAAAAUACUGCCUCCCUUGCCUGUUUUUCUCAGAAGAGAAAUCUGCGUUGAUCCGCUGGUCUUCAGACCAUGAGGAACAAUUAGCCAUAAGAAUAAAACCUUUUCUUUUUUUUGCAGGAGGAUGGCUAGCAGGAAAAUAACUAUAUUCUCAGUGUAUCCUUGAUGAAUACCAACUUUUAUUUUGAAGCAAAAAUAACACUUUAGAUCUAGACCAUUUUUUUUUUUUAAAGCUCAAGGUAAAGCCUCUCCUGAGCCAAGCUCAGCUCUUGGUGACUUUACAGAUGUGUGCAUGUAACUUUUCCAACAACAUGGUUUAUGGUUGCCUUCCAGGGCUUUCUUUUUCCCUGCCUAAUGUACAGCUCUGGGAUUUCCUGGGAGUAUCCCAUCUAAGUACUAAGCAGUAGGCUUUCAAGUUCUGCCAGGGUCAUCUAAAUGCUUAGUAAGUACGCUCCUGUUGGCUUGAGCUCAUUCACAUGGCUUUUGCAGCUGGAGGUUCAUCUUCAAAAAGAGUAAAGAGUAUCCUCUUUCAACUGUACACCCAGUGCCUUAUUGGCUUUGCAUUUUCUCAUUCUAACCAGUUGUGUGCAUAUUCUCAUGUCACAAUGCAUUUUGAAUGGUGGCCACAGAAACCUAGAGCUCAUCCACACAACCUCUUUGCCCUAACUUGAAGACACCUACUUGCCAUUUGCUGAGGACAUGACUCCACUAUGGAGCCUCCAUCUCCUUGCCAGCCCCCUGCUGAAGUGGGUUGAAGCCAAUCCAAGGUGUUCCCGAAGGAAAGUGGUGUUUUCCAAAGAGAUCUGCCAUGUAGCCAUUCUAGGUCACAUGGGGGAAGAGUCAUCAGAGGUUGGAGAUCUGAUGAACAUUGAUUGGCCCGUUGCAGGACUGCUCUGUGUAGCUGCUGGGCUCUGUGUCUCUGUGGCCUUUUCUAAUUUGACUGGACUUCUCUUGUGUAAUGUUUUCUUUUUUUUAAUUUGGGCAGGGGAAUAUUGAACAAAGUAAAAAAAAAUCUAUCUGCUUACCAAUGGGAACACUUACUAUUCCACUGAUAAGCAGAAAGCAGAACUUCUUCCUCUCUUUCAGGCACUGCAGCAGAAGACAAGGGUGUGCUGUGGGGCUACACGUGCUACUGCAUUGUACUUUCUAUGAGAGAGAGCAGCAGGCAGCGGCCUUGGUGAGCCCUCUGUCCCUCACCCACGGACCACGAGGCUGAGAGUCAGGGAGACUAGGCUUUGCCUCCACUGCCACUUCCGGCAAUUCCCACCUCUACAUUCCCCAUAGGGUGUAUGGGUUGAAAGAGCCAAAAGAAAGUACAGCCAAAAUCCCAUGCGUGCUGUAGCCACACAGAGCUUGGCUGAGAAGCCAUCUCCGCCAGCAACCAUCAGGUGGAAACCCGCAGCAGCUGGGACUGACCCUCUGGCCUUCCCACUGACGCCACCACUGGCUCCUUGGGCAGGUAUGGCAGUCUGGGGAGAAGAGGCUGGGAAAGGAGUCAGCCCCACCCACGGAAUGAUUGCAGUUGUGUGGGUGGAACAGUUCUAUCCACAUUGCAUCCUGAGUGAGCCUGGUCAAUGUUACUGUCCCCUGCGUGCUUUCUUCCUUCAGGAGCACUCCAGGAUGAUUUUGAAGGAACAGUAUUUGCACAAAAAACUAGCUCUGAGAUAUGUAGUGUACUGCCUCAACUUCUCUGGUCCUCCCACAUUGAGUGUCCAAUUACACAGUCUGCAGGCAUGCUCAAGUGAGCGAUUAGUAGUCAUGUGGGUGGGAGGGGAAAAAUAAGGAAUCCUCCAAUCACUGCCCUGGAAUCCACAUUAAACUGUGUGCAGGCAGCAAUACAUCUAGCCCCGUAUCUGAAGAUAGGCAGUGGGGAGAGUGGUUUUUGCAUUGCCAUCCCUUUCAGUCUCACGGGCAGCAGGGGAGCCCAUUGGCAUUGCUCUGUGGAUAAGCCUAUAGUGUUUUCAUAAAAGGAAUGACUUGUCACUCUCCUCUCUGCUUCAAAGGAAAAGUUAGCAUUUUUCAACAAAAGGGUGACCACAGGCAUUUUUCUGUUGGGCAUUCCCCUGUAAAAAAACAAAAGGGGUCUUAAGUCUAACAGCAGGAAAUUUAUAGUCUGUACAUACUCAUAUUCUUAAUUUGGGCUACAGGACUACCCUCUCCAUCAGUUUUUGCCUUGUGGAGAGCCAGGCACAAAUUAGGAAAUGGCUUUGCGUGUAUGUCUAAUUUCUGCUGUACUUUAACACAGAACAGGGAGUUUUAUGAAGAAUUUUCAGGGCCAACAGCAAACGCUCCUUUCUUUUAUUAGGCUAGGAUAAUGGCUGGAUUCUGUGUCCAUGCCUAGUUCUUUACAGACUGAUGGUUUCUUUUCUAUAGGUGGAUCCCCCUUUUAAGCAAACAGUGAGGAUCAAAGAAGCCUAGGAUUUUUUAUUAUAACUCUUCAAGCACAUCCCCGUGCAACAUUUUUUAAAAAAAAUACAUAUGAAGUUGAGUAGUGCAUUUUGAAAAAGGUGCUUAUAGUAUCUCUCAAAAUACUGUGAUCAAUGAAACACAAAGCAUGUGUGAUGCUGCUGGAAGCCUGCUUACUAGGAACCCCAUUCUUUUUACUUCUUGGUCAGAUAUCUGUCUGUCGCACAGUGUCCUCCCUGGGCAAUCUCAAGGGGGCCUGUAGUCCAUUUGUCCUACAGGUUGCAGCAGCUGGAAAACCCAUCAGUGCUUCUCUAGGACUCCUUUUCGUUUUAGUGAUCGGAUUGUCCAAGUCACCCAUACUGCUUUCUUUAAACUGGUGAAGCAAUGAGUUGGCUUCCACUCUUCUAAAGCUCUGGAACUGAGCUUCUCUAAAAGAGAGGGUGGGAAUGAUGAGGCUCUCUGGCUCAGGUUUGACCCCCAAGCUCACUGGCAUUUAGCUCUCUCCAUAGCUGUAAGCUCACAGCCCUCAUUUGCCGGAUGGCCUCCUCUUGGGACUCCAGCCACUGGGCAAGAGCGCGGAGUGACUCCCGCUGUAAGACUGUAAAAGAGAGAAAGAGUAACCAGAUGACUACCAUAGGAUGUUUAUAGAGCCUCUCUCUUCUGCACCAUUUUUAAUAUGGAUGCAUGUCACCCUGCUAUACCCAAACCUCUUAAUCUUUAUAUAUAUAUUCCAUUUGCAAAUUUUGGAUUACAAUUCCCAUGUCUCUGAGCCAGUAAAGCCAGUCUGCAAAGAUGACUGAAGCUGAAGUCCUAAGUAUUUGCCUAACAUCUUGGUGGGGAAGGUGGCAUAGCCACAACUAGGUUUAUGAAACAAAUUCCUUCCCAUGCCAGCAAGAUACACGCACUUGGAUUGCUUGCUGGGACCCGAAGAGGACUCGGAUCUCUUGAGAGGGCUGUGGUGACCAUACAGCAGCCAGCCAGUGGUUCUAAUGUCAAGAUGUCACUCUGCUUGGCUAGGGUUGUGAUCGGUCAGGGGCCAUCCGAAGCUCAGGGAAACUGAUCUAUUCAGCAUUGAGCUAUUUAGUGUUCUGGGAAGAAAUGCUCCACAUGUCCUAAUGAUUCACAUGUUGACUAAGUACUCACUUGCACUUAAUCAUGGUUUGCUGAAUAAACCACAAUAGGUUGGGUUGGCAAAACAGACUAAGCUUUAAAUGAUGGCUUGGACUCCACAAUGGUUACAUUAACAUGUUAAGGUAAACAUGGUGCCUGGGCAUUGGAGCUCACUCAAAAAACAGUAACGUGGGGUACCACUUCUCAGUUUAAAUUCAGGGGGAGCAAAGAGAUUUGGGAGGUGUGGGUUGAAGGACAGGUCUGGGAGAUGCUCAGACUCCAAUUACAGGGAAAUCCUCUGUCAAAGCAACAGGGUAGGAAUGGAUAUUUAUUGCGGGAAAGGGAAGAUUAGCAGCCUACAGAUAUUUUGUAAUCUUGCUAUGACAGCUUGAAUACUCUGAAGAAUUAAACAUAAAUUGUAAUUUUAAGGGGACUUGUUUACAAUUCUUUUUAAAUUAUAUAAUAAAAGCUAAUUUGAUUCUUUGUUCAAAUGUUA